AUGAAUGAUGAAAAUGAUGAUGUUUUGUCCGAUGUCAUCAAUUCCUGCCCACACCAAGACGCUACCACCACCACAUCGGUCACGUUCAGGGCACGAGGCGACGUUGUACCACUGGCAAUGCCAAAGGUGUUGAGACACGUUACUGAGGAGAAGACGAACAAUAAGAACAACAACAAUGAUAAUUUUAAAAAGCAAAGUCAAUAUGUAGACGAUAUUGGGAUAAAAAUAGAAACGAUGGAAUCCUCGGGAAUUCCGUUGUUGACGUGCCACAAGCAUGUAGGUGGCAACCAGCAUUAUGCUUCUGUAAAGACCCGAUCCACAGUCGCUGACGUUGACGUCGAUGAAAUUGGGUCAAAAUGGGUCCAACAUAUGGGCGCCGAGCCUGGAGGUGAGCGGUUGGCAGCUGAUUUCGGAACGUUUGCGCGGACACCCGACUGUCAGACUAUGUGUGAUCGCCGGUCUCUGUGCAAAUCGGUCAAGUACAAUUCCAGAACAAGAGAGUACUUGUCCAAUUGGGGAAAGGUCUGGGGUCAUUGCUGGCCAUGUCAUUCGAUAGCUGUUGUGCUGCUGGAGGUGGGCAUUAACGAUCCGUGCACGGUGAACACGGGCAUUGUCGUUCUGAAAAACAAAAUGUCGACCCACUCGCCUAGCAAACGGGACCACAAAGGGUACAUUAAUUGUGGGGAGCCUCCCGUUGUUCCAAAUGCUACCAUGUCUAAGAAUGGGACAAAGUUUAAUUCAGGAGCCAAAUACAGUUGUGACGUUGGUUACGUCAUGUCUAACGGAACCAUGACGUCAUCCACGUGUGAAUCGACUGGGAUAUGGACGUCAGUGAAAAUGUCCUGUACUGAAAUCGACUGUGGUGAGCCUCCCAAUAUAUUGCAUGCCAGGAUGACACGAAAUGGAACAACGUUUAAUUCCGUGGCCAACUACAGCUGUGACGUCGGAUACGCCAUGUUAAAUGGGACGACAUUAACUUGCGGAGCAAAUGGUAGAUGGACGUCAGCCAAAUCGCGCUGCGUUGUCGAUUGCGGGGCUCCACGAAUAAUUGCCAAUGGAAACAUUGUUUGUGAAGCAACGACUGUGGGAAGCACUGGCCAGGUGGAGUGUACGGAGUUGUUCCGGUUCUUUGGAAACGACAGUUCAACGAAGUGCGACUCAACGGGACAAUGGCUCGGACCUAGUGGAGACUGCCUUCAAGUGAAGUGGACAAACGAGAUGACUUCCUUUGACAAAAACCUCCCGGAUACUUUAAGCGAUGGAUGGCAGAUGUUUUUACAUGGAACUCCAAUAAGCCCCAACAAGCAUUUUUCUGUAAACCUGAAGGAUCAUAGAGACAGGUAUCACAUGCACAUGGAUGUGAAAUUUAACUCUGGGGAAGCGAGAGAGGUGAUCUUUGACACAAAUUUGAACAAUAAGUGGGGGACCACUAUUGUACAGACACAAGGUUUCCCGUUCAGAGAAAACGUUCCUUUUGAGCUCAUCUUAACGAUACAAGCUCACGAAAUUCAGAUUAUCGUCGACGACAAGGCAUUUUAUAAUGUCUCUUUGAUAUCGCGUGUAGAAGAUAUCACCCGAGUACACAUUAUGGGAGAUGUUGCAAUUCAUCAGCUAAUGUUAAUAUAUGAAGACGCAUAG
Molecule: messenger RNA, 1638 nt
Organism: Gigantopelta aegis
Lineage: Eukaryota; Metazoa; Mollusca; Gastropoda; Neomphalida; Peltospiridae
Exons: 12
Coding region: 1-1638 (545 amino acids)
Molecular function (GO): carbohydrate binding
Source: RefSeq, a predicted model, not a curated record